AUGGUUGCCAACAACAACAUCCCUACUAAAUUCCCCAAUCUCAAGCCUAGAGGCCCUGGCGGUGAAGCCCUGUUGGCUGCUGAAAGAGCAAAGACUUCAUUCGAUGUCAAUGCGCUCUCCAAGUAUAUGUACAGCCAAGAAUGGCUUGAAAAGAUGAACAAUGUUUUGCAAAUCAUUGAAAAUGAGCCUGCGUUCGACAAGACCAGCCGCUACUAUCAAAGUCGCCCUGACAAGAUUUCCACUGGUCUUUGGAAGGAUAAGCGUAUGGCUGAAUUGGCAAUUGAGCACAACUGGGACGACCAAGACUCUCAAAUAGCCAAUUUCCUCUAUGAUCAAUCGACUCCAUUCUCCCUUCACUAUGGCAUGUUCAUCCCCACGUUGAAAUCUCAAACCACCGAUGAACAAAAGAAGCUUUUCCUCGAGCGCGCAUUAAAGCACGAAAUCAUUGGCUGUUAUGCUCAAACUGAAUUGGGUCAUGGCUCCAAUGUCCAAGGUCUUGAAACCACGGCCACCUACAUCCCAGAAACCAACGAAUUUGAAAUCCACUCUCCCACACUCACUGCUGCUAAAUGGUGGAUUGGUGGUCUUGGUAAGGCUGCCAACCACGCUAUUGUCAUGGCUCGUUUGAUCACAGACGGUAAAGAUUUGGGCCCUCAUCCUUUCUGUGUCCAAAUUCGUAGCUUGGAAGAUCACACUCCUCUUCCCGGAAUCACUGUAGGUGAUAUUGGGCCCAAGUUUGGUUUCAAUGCUGUUGAUAACGGCUUCAUCAUGUUUGAUCACUACCGUGUGCCCCAUAUUGCCUUUUUGGCAAAGUACUCUCAAGUCAAGCCUGGCACCGGUGAAUACAGCAAGCCUCCUAACGCUAAGCUCUCUUACGGCACCAUGGUCUUUGUCCGUGCCAACAUCGUCAUGGGUGUCAGAUAUGCUCUUGCCAAGGCUACUACCAUUGCCGUUCGCUACUCCACCAUCCGUCAACAAUUUGUCGAUGCCGCUAAUCCUAAAAAGUGGGACAACAAGGUCAUUGAGACACCUGUGCUGGACUACACCAUGCAACAAUACCGCUUGUUGCCAAUCAUUGCCUCUGCUUACGCUUGUUUCUUCACUGGCCGUGAAAUGUACCGUCUUUAUGAACUGAACCAACAAGAAAUGCAAAAGGGCAACUUUGGCCUUUUGGCUGAUCUUCAUGCCAGUUCUUCUGGUCUCAAGAGUUUGACGACUACCAUGGCUUUGGAGUCCUUGGAAGACUGUAGACGUGCUUGCGGUGGUCAUGGCUACAGCAUGUUCUCUGGCUUGGGCCAAUUCUACCAAGACUAUCUCCCCAACGUCACUUGGGAGGGUGACAACUACAUUCUCACUCAACAAACCGCUCGUUAUUUGCUCAAGACAUUCCGUAAUGUGCUUGCUGGAAAGGCCGAACCUUCUGAGCACAACCAAACCAUCAACUACUUGACUCAAUACCUUCAGAACCCCAAGGCCAGGUGCCCUGCUUCCAGCUCUGAGGAGUUCCUCAAUGCUGAAUUGAUCUUGUCUGCCUUUGGUUUCCGUGCUGCUUACGGUAUCGCCAAGGUUGCUGAGCAGCUUGAUCGCCACGGCCGCUCUUGGAACAGCAUGUUAGUUGAAAUCCGCAACAUCUCCAAGGCUCAUUGUCAAUUCAUGUUGGUCCGCAACUUCCUUGUUACCCUUCAAAAUGACGCUGAACUUGCCAAGCCCGAGAACAAAUCCUUGCUCGCCAUCUUGAAGACCAUGUCUUUCCUCUUUGCUCUUCACACCAUAGAGAAGGAGCUCUCUGAAUUCCUGUUGUCUGGCUACUUGUCUCCUGAGCAAAGUGCUAUGUUGAAGGAGCAAAUCCUUUCUUUGCUUGACAAGGUUCGUCCUGAGGCUGUGGGUCUUGUUGAUGCCUUUGCUUUGCCUGAUUACUACCUUCACUCUGCUUUGGGUCGCUAUGAUGGUCGUGUCUAUGAAUCAAUGACCAAGAUGGCUGAGGCUGAGCCUUUGAACCAUACUCGUGUUGUUGCUGGUUAUGAGGAAUUUAUCAAGCCAUUUGUCCAUAAAGGAAAGAAUUUGGCUAUUGCCAAGGAUGAAGCUUCUUCAAAGCUUUAG
Messenger RNA from Mucor velutinosus, 2100 nucleotides. RefSeq lists its product as uncharacterized. The transcript is spliced from 4 exons. Gene Ontology annotation, cellular component: peroxisome. Bases 1 to 2100 code for a protein of 699 amino acids. Gene Ontology annotation, biological process: fatty acid beta-oxidation using acyl-CoA oxidase; lipid homeostasis. The record is from RefSeq and is a predicted model, not a curated record. Gene Ontology annotation, molecular function: FAD binding; acyl-CoA oxidase activity; fatty acid binding. Lineage: Eukaryota; Fungi; Mucoromycota; Mucoromycetes; Mucorales; Mucoraceae.